This is a messenger RNA of Paraglomus brasilianum, 648 nucleotides long. Lineage: Eukaryota; Fungi; Glomeromycota; Glomeromycetes; Paraglomerales; Paraglomeraceae. The record is from the annotation of a GenBank genome assembly.
AUGAAACUCAUUGUUAUUUUCUGUCUUUUACUUCCACUCGUAUUCGGCGGGGAUCCUAGAAAAUGUUCCGGAUUUCCAGCAACUCGUGAAGGUCUCAUAGCGGCGGCUUUUAAGGUGGUUUCCAGCGGAAAAAUCAUCAACUACACUCAAGACCCACGACGCUGGUCUGGAAUUAAUAAUGGAAUAUGUCCCGAAGAUGACGUACCGCCUUAUGCUGAUUGCAGUUCCUUUAUUACUUGGUUAUAUUGGAGCCUCUUUGGAUAUUAUCCUGAUUAUCUUAACAGAGCAGAUUGGGCUGGCGGCUAUACUGGAAGACUGGCUGAUAACGGAAUGCCGGUCUCUUUAAAUGAUGCGCAGCCGGGGGACGUUGUUCUAUAUGGUAACCGUCGAUAUAGUCAUGCGGCUAUUUAUGUUGGAGGAAAUCGUGUCAUCAGCUAUGGCUCUACUGGUCCAGCGAAACUUCUUAACAUUGGCUUCUUACCCAAUAAGAACUACGAUUUGAGAACUUAUCCUGACUUCUUUGCAGUCGGGGCACCAUGCAACGGUGUACCAGGUACCUGCAUCGACACGGACUCGACUACUUGUUCCAAACCUUUAAUAGCGGGGAGAUGCAGAGGUCCUAAUUUUGUCAAAUGUUGUCCGGAAUAA